Sitophilus oryzae (rice weevil) is the source of this 3167-nucleotide messenger RNA. Its product is annotated as lactase-phlorizin hydrolase-like. The transcript has 20 exons. Lineage: Eukaryota; Metazoa; Arthropoda; Insecta; Coleoptera; Curculionidae. The record is from RefSeq and is a predicted model, not a curated record. The coding region runs from base 88 to 3114 and encodes 1008 amino acids. Gene Ontology annotation, molecular function: beta-glucosidase activity. Gene Ontology annotation, biological process: carbohydrate metabolic process.
UAUAACGGUACGUUUUUCAAUUCUGUCUAAACAUAUAAAACGUGAAAUUUAUUUGAAUCUUUGACCAGUUUUUUUUCUGAAUUAGAAAUGAAUUUUGCAAGCUGUAUUAUAUUCCUGACAUUCUUAGCAAGUGUUUUCUCUAACGACACAUUUCCCGAUAACUUUGUCUUUGGAGCUGGUUCUUCAGCCUAUCAGGUUGAAGGUGCUUGGGAUGAAGAUGGCAAAGGUCCAAGCUGGUGGGAUGUUUUUGCCCAUGAAUACCUCAACGAAACAGGAGACGUUGCUUGCGACUCGUAUCACAAAUACAAAGAGGACGUAGCUAUCUUGAAGGACCUUGGACUCAAAUUUUACAGAUUUUCAAUUUCCUGGCCUAGGAUCCUCCCAGAUGGUACUCCCGUAUCUAUCAACGAGGCUGGCGUAAACUACUAUCUAAAUUUGCUCAAAGCACUCAAGGAAGCUGGCAUUGAACCACUGGUCACAUUGUACCAUUGGGAUCUCCCAGAACAUUUGGGCCUUUUUGGUGGAUGGUUGAACCCGAGGAUAGCAGAGUAUUUUGGAGAUUUUGCCAGAAUAUGUUUCGAAAAAUUUGGAAAAUACGUGAAAUACUGGAUAACACUAAAUGAACCGUUUACUACCUGUGCAAAUGGCUACGAAUAUGGUAUUCAUGCACCAGGUUUGACACUAACUGGCGAAGGAAUUUACCAAUGUUUUUAUGUGCAUCUCCUGGCUCACGCCAAGGCUUACCACAUAUACAACGAUGAAUUCAGAGGUGUCCAAAAAGGAAAAAUAUCAUUGGAUCAUGCCUGUGCUUGGUUUUAUCCCAAUUCCAACAGUACCGAAGACGAGGAGGCCAAACAAAGACUUUUGGACAUCGAUUGUAACUCUUUUCUUCAUCCCCUGUAUAAGGGCGAUUGGCCAGCAGGUUUAAAAAAACGCAUAGCCUACCGAAGCCAUCUAGAGGGCUACAAUUUUUCAAGAUUACCCUCUUUUACGAGACAAGAAAUAAAUUACAUCAAAGGAACCUACGAUUAUUUGGCCCUAAAUGUGUACACUAAUAGGGUGGUUGCCAACAGGGCAGAACCGGAUCCAGGCACCCCGUCUCUUAGUUCAGACUCAAGAGUAGUCCUUUCUACAAGAUCUUCUUGGGCCUUGAGUUCCGCAUCAUGGUUGACAUCUGAUCCACCAGGUGUCAGACAUCUCCUGAAAUACAUAAAAGACACCUACAACCCCUCUGAUAUAAUUAUUGCUGAAAAUGGUUGGGCUGAAGAGGGUUUAGAUGACCAAGGCAGAAUAUCCUAUAUUAAAGGUUAUUUGACAAAUAUUCUGGAUUCUAUUGUCAAAGAUGGUGUAGAUGUCACUGGAUACGUCAUAUGGAGCUUAUUGGAUAACUUUGAGUGGACUGACGGCUACGAGAUCAAAUUUGGACUUGUAGAUGUGGAUUUUAACGACCCAAACAGAACAAGAACAUAUAAGGAUUCAGCUUACUGGUACAAGAGACUGGCUGCUGCCCGAAAAAUCGUGGAUUUUUUCCAAAUAGAAGGCGGAUGGGAUGAAGAUGGCAAAGGACACAGCAUGUGGGACACUUUUGCCCAUACACCUGGUAAGAUCAAAAAUAACGAUACUGGAGAUGUUGCCUGUGAUUCCUAUCACAAAUACAAGGAGGAUGUUGCCAUUCUCAAGGAACUGGGUUUCAAAGUAUACAGAUGCUUAGCCGUCAAAGAGUUUCCCGAGGAUUUCCUUUUUGGUGCUGCCGGAGCCUCCUACCAAAUAGAAGGCGGAUGGGAUGAAGAUGGCAAAGGACCCAGCAUGUGGGACACUUUUGCCCAUACACCUGGUAAGAUCAAAAAUAACGAUACUGGAGAUGUUGCCUGUGAUUCCUAUCACAAAUACAAGGAGGAUGUUGCCAUUCUCAAGGAACUGGGUUUCAAAGUAUACAGGUUCUCGAUUUCUUGGCCUAGAAUUCUUCCUGAUGGCACUCCAACCAAAAUUAACCAAGCUGGAAUAGAUUAUUACUUAAAUUUGAUCAAAGAACUGAAAGCAGCGGGUAUCGAACCCUUGAUCACAUUGUACCACUGGGACUUGCCCCAAUAUCUUCUGGAGUUAGGCGGUUGGCUCAAUCCAAGACUGGCAGACUAUUUUGGCGAUUUUGCCAGGAUUUGCUACGAGAAUUUCGGAGAGUACGUCAAGUAUUGGAUCACUUUGAACGAGCCGGGAACCACUUGUACCCAGGGCUAUGAAUAUGGUACUCAUGCCCCAGGUUUGAAACUGCCAGGUGAAGGAGUUCACCAGUGCACUUACGUGAGUCUUCUGGCUCAUGCCAAGGCUUACAGAAUCUACGAGAAGGAGUUCAAAGAAAAACAAGGUGGUAAAGUCACUUUGAACGUCGCUUGCUCAUGGUACUAUACCGCUACAGAUAGCGACCUAGACAAGGAAGCACAGCAAAGAAUUUUGGACUUCUAUUGUGGUGUCUAUGCUCAGCCUAUUUUCAAAGGCAAUUGGCCUCAGAUCAUGAUUGACAGGAUUGCCAACCGUAGCAAACUUGAGGGAUAUUCCUUCUCUAGAUUGCCAGAAUUCACUCAGGAAGAAAUUGAUUAUAUCAACGGCACUGCCGACUUCUUGUCUCUGAACAUGUAUACAAGUAGCAUUGUAAAUUAUCUGGAUGAUCAACCUAUAGGCACGCCUUCUAUUUGGAACGAUUUAGGUGUAGCAGGCACUGUCAACUCUUCAUGGCCUACUAGCGCCUCCAGUUGGCUGUUUUCUGAUCCACCCGGUAUCAGAUACCUUCUGAAUUACCUCAGCAAGACGUACAAUCCACCAGCAAUCUUCAUAACUGAAAAUGGUUGGUCGGAUUUGGGAGAUCUGGAUGACCAAGGCAGAUUGGCUUAUUGGAAAGGAUAUUUGACCAAUAUUUUGGACGCCAUUGUUGAAGAUGGUAUCAAUGUGAUUGGCUACACUGCCUGGAGCCUUCUAGACAAUUUCGAAUGGGCUGAAGGUUACUCGCAAAGAUUUGGAAUGGUUCAAGUGGAUUUCGAUGAUGCCAAUAGAACGAGGACCUUGAAAAGUUCUGCUAAAUGGUACAAAGAAGUGGUAGCCUCUAGGCAAAUCGUUGACUGAUUUUACUGUGAUUUUCUAUUUGUUAAGAAAAAAUAAAGAAAACUCAAAAAAAG